Haemonchus placei is the source of this 822-nucleotide messenger RNA. The record is from the annotation of a GenBank genome assembly. NCBI's taxonomy places the organism in Eukaryota, Metazoa, Nematoda, Chromadorea, Rhabditida, Trichostrongylidae.
AUGAUAAAUUUCGCCAAAUCAAAAACAAGUCAUUUGUCUGCUGAUCACAUCAAGUACUUCAAGAAAUGGAUCACUUGGAUUUACUCGGAGUGGUCCGAAGAUAAGGCCAGGAAGGGCAGUUCUUUAGAAGACUUGUGGCAGAAGCCUGUGGAGCAAAGGCAAUCGGAAGGUUCAUGCCUACCAAAUCUCCGUUUAGUGAAUCAUGUGAGAGUUUCUACUGAGGCCUGCUCUUCCUACCUGCUCACUUUUGAAGGGAAUGUCACGAUUGUGGAAUCUGUCUUCGCUCCUGGAAAUAUGUGCACUAUUUCAACUUCGACACAACCCGGCAUUCUCCUUGCACCUAUAGUUGAAUCUUCAUCUAAAUUUGUGACGAUUCGUAGUGAUCGACUGAUCAGUCGUGAAGACACCUAUCAUCUAGACCUUUAUCACAGUUUUUCGACUUAUCCUACAACUCUUGGUAAUCUAGUUCUGCUCAUGGCAAACACCGAGACGAGUGCCCGACAGCGUGAACUGAUCAUCGAUCUUGCUCCUCCAUCAUGUCCGUGUUCUGAUGUCUCAACACUUCCUGCUUCUGUUCAGCAUCUGCUUUCUGAGAUCGCCACAUCUGAUGGACUGAGCGCAGAGCAGCGAAAUGCAGUGCAGGCGGCUAUUCUGUGUAACGACUACACUUUGAUCGAAGGAUUCCCCGGCUCAGGGAAGACCACCACAAUUGUAGCUUUGCUGUGCUGUCUUCUCCAAAUGAAUCGUACAGUUCUGCUGACUACAAACACUCAUUCUGCUCUAGAUAAUGUUCUAGUUAAGCUGAGAAAAUAUACAAGCGAU